UCCACGACCCGCAUUCGAGUACAAUUGGUUCUUUAAAGGCUGAAUGUGAACGAGAACGAUUUGUUCACUUGAGGUCUACUCUAGUUCAAAAAAGCGAACUGAAUACCAACAAGCUGUGCAAGUAAACUGUGCGUAAUGCGGCAGUCGCAGGUUCAUUUUGUGGUAAAACACAUAUUUGCAUGUGCACAUUCUUUGCCUUAUCAGAUCAACAUAUACCACGGCGUAGAAGGAGUUCAACAGAAUUGCAUGUAGCCUAAAUAAAAGCUCGGCGGGCAGGAACACCUCUGCAUGGCAUGCAGUAGGCUAUUAAUGUAGUAUGGGUAACUGCAACUUUUUUAAAAAAGAAAAUGGGCGUGGAUGAGGAUUACAGGCUGGGGGACUGUCUUUUUUAUAAAACCAUGAAUGUUUGCAGAUGUGGUGUGGAGAAACUUGCCUCUCCAUCACUCUACUUCCGCAUCAAACAUGUUGUAACGCUCCACAUGUCCUGCUGAGCACAACACUGAAGUAAAUGCCAUUUGCAUCGGUUUGCAUGUUUUUAACAUUGACCUCGCAGAAACAUCUGACUGGGACGCAGCAGCAAACUGCAGAGAUCAUAUGGAAGAGAAACUGGACAUGGAGGAUGUUUCUCCGUCCCAUCAACAUCAGCGGGGCUUGUGGAAAUCCUUCCACGGCAGAGCCAAACUAACUGGCAGCCCCAAACUGGGCAAAAAAGACAGAAAGCAAGAAAGUGGGUUUUGGAUAUUUAAAAAGAAACGUCCAAAUGGUUUGGACCGAGCGAUUUCUUCGUCACAACCCAAUCUGCCCAGCGCAGCCCUGGAUGGCGGUGACAGCGGGAGGACGCGCUGCGGCAUGCCGGAGCAGAGUGUCGGUACGCCGGCCGCGGCAGCAGCGUCGCUCGGUGCGGAGAUCCAGAUGCUGAAAAGAACCGUGAGCUCCAAACCGACACUCUCCCAAUUGGUGCAGUCUCAACAUAAACCUGUUCCGCAAGGGUCCACAUGCAUUGAUGAUGCAGUGAUGGAUGGUAAUGAAGAACAGGUCAAUACAAGUGUGGGCAUUAAUGCAGCUGAUAACGGUGGCACAAAACCUUUACUGCCCACUUCAGCGAUGUAUCAGUUGGACAUUGUGCUGAAAAGAGGAAACAACCUUGCCAUUCGAGACAGAGGGGGAACAAGUGACCCGUAUGUGAAGUUCAAAAUAGCCGGUAAAGAAGUUUUCCGCAGUAAAAUCAUUCACAAGAACCUUAACCCGGUUUGGGACGAGCGCGUUUGCCUGAUAGUGGACAAUUUACAAGAACCUUUAUAUCUUAAGGUGUUUGACUAUGAUUUUGGCCUUCAAGAUGACUUCAUGGGCUCAGCUUACCUGUACCUUGAGUCUCUGGAGCACAUGAGACCUCUUGAUGUUCGGUUGGACCUUCAAGAUCCUCACUGCUCUGAGCAGGACCUGGGCUCUCUGGAGCUGGUGGUCACUCUGUUCCCAAGAAGUACAGAGGACAGAGAGGCCCUCAGACAGAUGACCAUGCUACUGAGGAGAAGCUGGAAGGGAUGCAUUAAGCAACAGCAGCUGCAGCAGCAGAAUCUUCGACUGUCGGACCUGCACAAGAAGUCUCAGCUGUGGAGGGGCAUUGUGAGCAUCAGACUAAUAGAGGGUCGCAACCUCAUCCCCAUGGACCAGAACGGCUUCAGCGACCCUUAUGUCAAGUUCAAACUAGGCCCUCAGAAGUACAAGAGUAAGACAAUUCCCAAGACCCUCAACCCUCAGUGGAGGGAGCAGUUUGACUUGCAUCUGUUUGAUAAGGAGGGAGGCAUUCUGGAGAUCUCAGUUUGGGACAAAGACAUUGGAGUGAGAGAUGACUUCAUCGGCCAAUGUCAGCUGGACCUGUCAAAGUUGAGCCGAGAGAAGACACAUAAGCUGGAACUUGAGCUGGAGGAGGAUAAAGGGACGCUGGUACUGCUGGUGACUCUCACCGCCACAGUCGCCGUCUCAAUCUCUGACCUCUCUGUCAACCUACUAGACGACCCACAGGAACGCCAGCAAAUCCUUAAGAGAUAUAGUCCUAUGAGGUCCUUCUUUAACGUGAAGGAUGUAGGAAUCGUGCAGGUAAAGAUCCUGCGGGCCGAGGGGCUGAUGGCUGCUGAUGUCACAGGAAAGAGCGACCCGUUCUGCAUUGCAGAGUUGUGUAACGACCGUCUGCAGACACACACGGUCUACAAGACACUGAACCCCGAGUGGAAUAAAGUCUUCACCUUCAAUGUGAAAGACGUUCACGCGGUGUUGGAGAUCACAGUGUACGACGAGGACAGAGAUCGCAGUGCUGAUUUCCUGGGUAAAGUGGCCAUCCCUUUAUUAAACAUCCGCAACAGCGAACAGAAGGCCUACGUCUUAAAAAACAAGGAGCUGACAGGGCCAACAAAGGGGGUCAUCUUUCUCGAAGCAGACGUCAUCUUCAACGCCGUGAAAGCCAGUUUGCGGACGUUUGUUCCGCCGGAACAGAAGUACAUCGAAGAGGAGGCCAAAGUCUCUAAACAGCUGCUGCAGCAGAAUUUUAACCGAGUGAAGCGCUGCAUCUUCUUCCUCAUUAACGUGGGCUCCUACCUCAACAGCUGUUUUCAAUGGGAGUCCCCCCGCAGGAGUUUAUGUGCUUUCUUGAUCUUUGUGGUGGUGGUUUGGAAUUUCGAGAUCUACAUGAUUCCGUUGUCCUUGCUGCUGCUGCUGACCUGGAAUUACUUCCUGCUGGCCUCCGGGAAGGAGUCGCGCGAGGGAAGUGUGCAAGCGAUGGAGGACCUUCUUGAGGAUGUGGAUGAAGAAUGUGACAAAGAUGACAAGGACUCGGAAAAAAAGGGCUUCUUGGACAAAUUAUACGCGGUUCAAGAUGUGAUCGUAACGGUUCAGAACGCUUUGGAUGAAGUGGCCUGCUUUGGGGAACGAGUGAAGAACACAUUUAACUGGUCUGUGCCUUUUCUGAGCUGGUUAGCCAUAACAGUGCUAUGUGCCGGUGCCACGCUAAUAUACUUUAUCCCACUACGCUACAUUGUGCUGGUCUGGGGUAUCAAUAAAUUCACCAAAAAACUUCGGGACCCAUACAACAUUGAGAACAAUGAGUUGCUGGACUUCCUGUCUAGAGUUCCAUCAGACAUUCAGAUGGUUCAGUACAAAGAGCUCAAACCGGACAGCUCUCAGAGUCCCAGCAGGAAAAGAAGGAACAACCCCAGAUAGAUACUUUUAAUUUCUAAUCAACGGGCUCCAAAGAACUGCUCAAGAAAAAUACACUGUGCAAAGACUUUAAAAAAGAGAUUGUUUUAAAAAGAAAGAAAUAUUUAUAUUGUUUUUAUCAUUAUUUAUGCAAAUUGCACAACUAUAAUAGCACAAAAAUCAAUUGUUGUUCAUAAAAUGUACUUUUAAUUAUUUAUAUGCCCAUUUUUAUUCUGAGUCACUGAUUCAGUCAGUGUCUUGAACAUUUUUAAUUACGUGGAGAAAAAUGUUGCAAGCCGAAUUUGAACUUGCAUCACCCACGUGAGCACCACCGCUCAAAAAACAUGUGCCUACCACUUGGUCGUAGCUCCAACAAAUUAGUCUUUUUUAAAUGUGUCUUUUCCAAUCAGUUGAGUCUAUAUAAUGUGGUUUCUGAGUGUUUAGCUUUCGCAAAUCUUCUGCACAAUUGAAUGUAAUAUAUGCAACUGGUUCAACUUUUCAGAUUUCCUAGAAAACACCCCCAAAACUUUACAGUGAACACAGCACCUUUGAGGUUGCUGUUCAUAUGAUUCACUUUGGAUAAUUACUUUUAUGCCUAAGCACAUAUUUUAUGGUGAAACUGCAUGCUGUGCAUCUGUAUCAAAAUAAUAAUUGUGUGCAUAGAAAAAAGUGACUGUAAAUAUACAAUGUGGAAACAUUAUUUAUGUUUUUCUGGAUGUAUACCCAUGACAGAUAUGCUGUGACCAUUGUUCAUAUGCUAUGAUAAAUAAUGAAAUGCUGUUUUAUUGUAAUAUUUAUACAUUAUGUUGCUUGUUAAUAAGAAUGAUUCUUCAUGAUAUAUGAGCAUGUAUAACUGUUAACCAGAUAUACUCGAGGAGAAUAAUUAUUAUUAUUAUAUAAGUUGGAAAACUUUUUUCCAAUUUCCAACAUUUGUGCACAUUUAAUGAAAAAAGGGCGCAGCUUUGACUUUGCAUGUUCAGACAGGGCUGGAACCAACCAAUCAAAAACCUCUCUCUGUGAACUUUGGGUUAUUUAUGUUCUGAAACAAUGAAUGUUGGUAUUUUUUGUAAUUAUUGUUCUUCUAAAGUCAAAAUUCUCAUGAUGAAACAUGUCAACAUGAAAUCACAUUUGCAACCUAUGUUUUACUUCUGUGAAACUGUUAUUAAUAAGAAAAAAAAAUAUAUUUUAUCCAUCAGGAAUUGACUGGAUCAAGAAAGUGGACUCAAUAUUUUUUUUUGGCCUCAAUGUUCACCAAUGUCUCAUUGACAGUAAGACCAGGAAGGUGUAUUAAAAGAGCAAAUAGGGACAACUUUGAUUUCAUGUUGACUUUAAGUAACCACACCCCAAAGAAGAAAAUAAAUUAAUUAAUUAAAAACAAAUUAAUACAUGCAAUUAAACAUGGUGCCAAGGGGUUUAAAGUGCAUAUGGCAUUGCAUAAUCCAGAAUUUACUCCUUGUGUAAAAUGUAGAUUGUUAAUCAUUUGUCCAAGAGCAUCCAAUUAACUAAUCCAGAUUAGAGAUACAGUAUGUGUGAAGUGAUGCAUUUUUCGGGGUGGGGGAGGGACCGUAAGAGAUAAUGAAUGAGUCAUCAGGUGGAGUUUUGUGUCUACAUUAACACGUUCAUAUGGGCAACUGGAGGGUCCAUCUCCCAGUUACAAAUGAAAGGUUUAUAAUUAGUUUCUUUAAUCUCUGCCUUAUUAAAUAAAUGCUUCUUUGGGAAUCAGGACAGACUAAUUGAGCUAUGAAGGGCAUCUUUUUAAAGUAGCAAAAGAGCAGUCUCUCCCAUGGCCUGGGCUUUUAAAAGAGAUUAAUGAGAAUUUAAAAUAGUCUUGGGUUUCCCUUCUCACUUCACUUCAAUAAAGACCAAUGAAAUUCUC
This is a messenger RNA of Megalobrama amblycephala (Wuchang bream), 5065 nucleotides long. It is a transcript of the gene mctp1b, whose product is annotated as multiple C2 domains, transmembrane 1b. The transcript is spliced from 21 exons. Gene Ontology annotation, cellular component: synaptic vesicle membrane. Gene Ontology annotation, biological process: regulation of neurotransmitter secretion. Bases 595 to 3213 code for a protein of 872 amino acids. The record is from RefSeq and is a predicted model, not a curated record. Gene Ontology annotation, molecular function: calcium ion binding. NCBI's taxonomy places the organism in Eukaryota, Metazoa, Chordata, Actinopteri, Cypriniformes, Xenocyprididae.